AUGCACAACUUUGCCCGUCCGGCACAUCACAAAGUGGAGGUGGAUGUCUUUAUCACCGGCAUCCGUGAUUCUGAAGCUGCAGCUUGUCUAGCGCAGCAUGUCUUCAAUGCGGCAGAGGCAGCUGUGAAGGAGCGCGGUGGCGGUUGUCCGAUUGCUUUCCGCGCGCUGGCAUCCAAGCGGCCUGCGAAAUCUGCGCCGCGCCAUGAGAAGGAUACCUACGCACCCUACCGAGAUGGCUCUGCUGGGUUUCCUCAAGCCGCCGAUCGAUCCCUAAUGUUCUGGGAAGAUCUGCCAGAGGAGGCGCGGCAAGCUGACCUAGUUGGUGUCAUCGCACAGUUCUUCAACUUCGAGGACCUCCUCGACUUUAUUGUGCCCAAGCGUGGAGGCAUCCUCAUCUUUCAGAGUGGGUUCAACACGCGCAUCCCGCUCCAUGCGGAGGAGCUCGUUUGGGACGCACUGUGGGACAAGGUGCGCAGGGCCGGUGCCAAAGUUGCCUUUAUCAGCAACGGAUUCAGCUUUGACAAGGCGACCGGCAAGUCUGGCGUGAUCCCACCGGAUGGGGAAGUCAUGAAGAAGCUGGAGCGUUUAGCUCCACACAAAUGUGAGAACUGGCAAGAGAAGCAUUGGCAAAAGAAGCAUUUGCGGGACAAACUGAGGAAUCACUUGCGCGAGGCGGGGCUCCGAGAGGCGCUCGUCUUCUCCGUAGAUCAGAUGGCAAAGUGGCUGAUGCAGGCUCGGAGGGCAUAG
Messenger RNA from Symbiodinium natans, 747 nucleotides. NCBI's taxonomy places the organism in Eukaryota, Dinophyceae, Suessiales, Symbiodiniaceae. The record is from the annotation of a GenBank genome assembly.